AAGGAGGUGGCAGUCCCCGCGCCGCCAGCUCAGCUCCGCGAUCCACACACACACUCACACUCACACACCCGGGCAGACAAAAGAGGCCGCGCGGCGGGCGCAGGCAGAGAGGCUCGGGCUGGCAUCGGCGAUGGCCGGACGCGGAGGCCGGGCGCUGCUGGCGCUGUGCGGGGCGCUGAUCGCCUGCGGGUGGCUGCUGGGCGCCGGGGCCGAGGAACCCGGGGUGCCCGCGGCGGGCACGCGGCGGCGCCGGCGGCUGCAGCAGGAGGACGGCAUCUCCUUCGAGUACCACCGCUACCCCGAGCUGCGCGAGGCGCUGGUGUCCGUGUGGCUGCAAUGCACCGCCAUCAGCAGGAUCUACACCGUGGGGCGCAGCUUCGAGGGCCGCGAGCUCCUGGUCCUCGAGCUGUCCGACAACCCCGGGGUCCACGAGCCUGGUGAGCCUGAGUUUAAGUACAUUGGGAAUAUGCAUGGCAAUGAGGCUGUUGGACGGGAGUUGCUCAUUUUCCUGGCCCAGUACCUGUGUAACGAAUACCAGAAAGGGAACGAGACCAUCGUCAAGCUGAUCCACGAAACUAGGAUUCACAUCAUGCCGUCCUUGAACCCUGAUGGCUUUGAGAAGGCAGCAUCUCAGCCUGGUGAGCUUAAGGACUGGUUUGUGGGGAGAAGCAAUGCCCAGGGAAUAGAUCUGAACCGCAACUUUCCUGACCUGGAUAGGAUAGUUUACAUUAAUGAGAAAGAAGGUGGCCCCAAUAAUCAUCUGUUAAAAAAUCUGAAGAAAAUCGUGGAUGAAAACACAAAGCUCGCUCCUGAGACCAAGGCUGUCAUUCACUGGAUUAUGGAUAUUCCUUUUGUGCUAUCGGCUAAUCUGCAUGGAGGAGACCUUGUGGCCAAUUACCCAUAUGAUGAGACUCGAAGUGGGAGUGCCCAUGAAUAUAGCACCUGCCCUGAUGAUGCCAUUUUCCAGAGCUUGGCUCGGGCUUACUCCUCUUUCAACCCUCCCAUGUCGGACCCCAAUCGCCCACCGUGUCGCACCAAUGAUGAUGACAGCAGCUUUGUAGAUGGAACAACCAAUGGUGCAGCCUGGUACAGCGUGCCUGGGGGAAUGCAAGACUUCAACUACCUCAGCAGCAACUGUUUUGAAAUUACUGUGGAGCUCAGCUGUGAAAAGUUUCCACCAGAAGAGACUCUGAAAAGCUACUGGGAGGACAACAAAAACUCCCUUGUCAACUACCUUGAGCAGAUACAUCGAGGAGUGAAAGGAUUUGUACGAGAUCUUCGAGGUAACCCAAUUGCCAAUGCCAGCAUCUCAGUGGAAGGAAUAGAGCAUGAUAUUACAUCGGCAAAGGAUGGUGAUUAUUGGAGAUUAUUGGUACCAGGAAACUAUAAACUUACAGCCUCAGCCCCAGGCUACCUGGCAAUAACAAAGAAAGUGGCGGUUCCUUCUAGCCCUGCUGUGAAGGUUGAUUUUGAACUGGAAUCAUUUUCUGAAAGGAAAGAGGAAGAAAAGGAAGAAUUGAUGGAAUGGUGGAAAAUGAUGUCAGAAACUUUAAAUUUUUAAAAAAGGCUUCUAAUUAGUAGCUUUUAAUCUAUCUACAUAAUGCAGUAUGAUGUAAUGUGGCCAUUUUAUUUUAGAUUUUGUGCAGUUAAUAUUUAACAUUUUAUUUUUUUCAUUAAAAUAUUAAUAGAUAUUAAAUAAUUAGACUCUUAGGUAACAAAAUAAGAACUUGAUAUAUUUCUUCUCUUAUAGUACUUCAUUUUCCUAUAUAUAAUACAAAGAGGACUGUAGAACAGAUAUGAGUUAUCUUACCAUCUUACACAUAAAUACAGUAGUCACACAUUAUCUGUAAUACAGUUUUGAAUAAUUCUAACUUUUAAAAAUUAGUGAAGUGAUUUUAACAUACUUGGUGAUCAUGUCAUAUAAGGAAUGCUAUUGAACAGGCCAACAACUAUAGCUCGGGAAUGGGGAGCACUAUAAACACAGCAGGAUUUAAAUAGUUCAGUAUAAAUUGUCAUUUGUCUCUUGUGCUGACUAGAUAUAAAAGCAUGCUCUUCUUAAUGCAUUUUUUGAUGGAAGAAAAUGUAAAUGUUUAGCAAGAAAUCUUAUGAAAGCAAUGAAAAUUGAUUUCUUGAAAGAAGGAUAAUAUGGUCAUAUUAUUCAGCCUGUUCAUACUACUUCAGAAUUUAAGAUUUUUCUCUUGGUUGUGGAUUGGCCCAGAAUUGCAUUCCAAAUGAAUAAAGGUUAAAUAUAUAUUAUA
This is a messenger RNA of Suncus etruscus (white-toothed pygmy shrew), 2258 nucleotides long. It is a transcript of the gene CPE, whose product is annotated as carboxypeptidase E. The record is from RefSeq and is a predicted model, not a curated record. The transcript has 9 exons. Bases 131 to 1561 code for a protein of 476 amino acids. Lineage: Eukaryota; Metazoa; Chordata; Mammalia; Eulipotyphla; Soricidae. Gene Ontology annotation, molecular function: zinc ion binding; metallocarboxypeptidase activity. Gene Ontology annotation, biological process: proteolysis.